Messenger RNA from Cicer arietinum (chickpea), 3451 nucleotides. RefSeq lists its product as uncharacterized. Gene Ontology annotation, molecular function: ubiquitin protein ligase activity. Gene Ontology annotation, cellular component: nucleus. Lineage: Eukaryota; Viridiplantae; Streptophyta; Magnoliopsida; Fabales; Fabaceae. Gene Ontology annotation, biological process: ubiquitin-dependent protein catabolic process. The record is from RefSeq and is a predicted model, not a curated record.
UUAAAUUCACCGAAUCAAACCGACCCGAUUAACCCGACCCGAUUAACCCGACCCGAAUUCACAUUUUCUUCCAUCGCAACAGAUCGAACCCGCUAACCGCACUUAUAAAUUCUCAUGCCUUUCUCUCUCUUUCUCACUUUUCAAUCUUGCUACUAAUCAGAUGAAACUAGGGUUUUAAUUUGCAGUUGCGGUUAUGUUAAGGCUAUGCGAGCUGAUGAGGGCCAACAAUGGCCUAUGUGGUCUGCAAUCACAGACUGAGAUGCUGUGGCCAGCUGGCAGCACCACAUUAUGUGGGUAUGGAGGAGAAUAUGGAAUUUGUUCAUAUUGCGGAUGUUCCUGAUACUCCGGAUAGAUCAAAUGCUGGGAACAAUGAUGUUCCUGAUACUCCGGAUAGAUCAAAUGCUGGGAACAAUGAUCGAAAAUGCGUUGGUAAUCUUGAGAAGAGGGAGAAGGGUUUUCCUGUUACUGAUGAAAUAAGUAACUGCAGCAACUAUAUAAUAUUGUCCCCAGAUAAACCUUAUCCUUCUCAGAAGGGUCCCAUCUUUAGGAGAGCUCAAACUGAGAAAGUUUUUGGACUUGGGACAUCACGCUCUAGUGGAGCUGAAAAGAUGGAGAAAGGGAAAACUAUAAGCUCUAAGAUUCCUUCUAUGUCAUCUCACCAUGGGCAUAUUUCUGUUUUUGAUUUGACUGAAGAGAGUGGACAGUUCCAACAACCAAAAUCAGCUUUCUCACAUUGUGGAUCGAGAGAUAACACAAUUGAAGACAAGAAAGAAUUGAAAGCAAGUAUUGGGAGUUCUUCAACCUCGGGUAGACCUCAUCCUUCUCAAAAUGCUCCCAUCUUUAGGAGAGCUCAAACUGAGAAAGUUUUUGGAUUUGGGACAUCACACUCCAAAGUUGAAAAGAUGGAGAAAGGGAAAACUGUAAGCUCUAAGAUUCCUCCUAAGUCAUCUCACGGGCGUAUUCCUGUUUUAGAUUUGACUGAAGAGAGUGGAAAGUUCCAACAACCAAAACCAGCUCUCUCACAUUGUGGAUCAAGAGAUAACAUGAUUGAAGACAAGAAAGAAUUGAAAGCAAGUAUUGGGAAUUCUACGUUACCAUUAAUCACCGAUUCUUCUAAUACAUCAAGAGAUGCCUUCACUGGAAAGUGUAAAUUAGAUGACAAAACACUUCCAGGUCCUAAUAUAUUUAUGGACCGUGGCAAGAGUAUUUCUCUGUUUAAUGAUUCACAAUCUCAAUCGAAAGCUGAAAAACAUGUUUCUUUGCCUUCUCGUCUCUCCACUGCUCCAAUAGGUAGAGGGCACAAGAGAUUGGUAAGAAAUGGGUGCAUUUCACCUCAAAAUAUUGCAACUAGGGCAAAACAAUCAGCUGAACAGAGCAGCCUUCAAACCAAUAAUGUGGCACAGAUCCGUGCUGGGCAUUCAGUUUCUAGCAAUACAACAUCUCAAAUUAGUGUUGGUGAUAUAGUUGCUGAAGAGAGAGGUAGUGGUAGAGUGAAAGGAAAGGGAGUACUUGUUCAUCCUUCAUCCCAUGGAACUAAUGCUGGAGCUAUUCACACUGAUAGCAGCCCUGCGAUCAAUUAUGAAGAGGCCAGUGGUACCAGUAAUAAUUCAAGAAAUUCAUUUGAAAACUGGGAGAGACAAGGUGGUUGGAGAAAUUAUAAUGUUGGAAGAUUUAUUAACAGGCAGAAUAUAAACAGACCGGACAGAAGUUACACUGAGAGCAGUCAAAGUGGCCACGGUGUUCCUGGUUCUCUAUCUCAUCAUACACCUCAACCAGCCUCACUGAUUAAUCCAGAGGUAGGUCAGUCAACUACACCUCAUCCUACUGCUGACUCACUGACCAAAAGGCAAAGGAAACGUGAAUCAUCUUCUAGAAAUUCUAGUGAAGCAUCUCAUAGUUCUAAAACUAUAAUUGGAAAUUCAUCUGGGGAAGCAUCAUGUUCAUCAUGGAACCGUGUCUUGGAUCCUGAAUUAGAUGAGUUGUUUACCAUACCAAGUUUCACUAAUGGACUUAAUGAAGGUUUAAAUGACAUUGGCAACAAUAGUUCGGAUGCUCGGGCAAGGCAAUUAGAAGCAGAUGAGAUAUUGGCACGUGAACUCCAAGAACAACUGUAUCAUGAUUUUGAAGGCAGUGGGAUGGAUGAACAUUUAGCUUGGCAGCUGCAGCAUGCAGGGGAUCUUCUGCAUACAUCAAUUGAUAGUCACGAGAUACCUCAUCCUGCACGGAUUCCAAGGGAAAAUAGACAGCCUCGUUCACGACCUCAUCAAGAUCCUUCAAAUAGGAGGAGAACUGUGCCUCAAGUUCCUCAUACUAAUAGAAUUUCACAGUUGAGGAGUCGCAUGACAACUCGGUCGUCAAGACCUGCCAUAUCAUCUAGAGGAAGGCGCCCUCGGUUUCCUCUAGAUAUGGACCUAGACAUGAGACUUGAUAUAUUGGAAGCAUUAGAGGAUGCAGUAGGGGAUUUUAAUGAUAUGGGAAUGGCUGAUGACAUCCUUAAUGCUCAUCGUGAUUUCAAUGAAGAUGACUAUGAAAUGUUAUUGGCCCUUGACGAUCACAAUCACCAGCAUACUGGUGCAUCUGUCAAUCAAAUCAAUAGCUUGCCACAGUCCACCAUCCAGACUGACAACUUCAUAGAGGAUUGUGCCAUAUGUCUUGAGACCCCAGCCAAGGGAGAAAUUAUUCGCCACCUUCCUUGUUUGCAUAAAUUUCACAAAGACUGUAUUGAUCCUUGGCUUGGUAGGAAGAAGUCGUGCCCGGUGUGCAAGUCAUCUAUCACCUAACUAUGCUUGGGAUUUAAAUAGUUCAUUUAUCAUGCUGGGGUGAGUUAUCUCAGCGGUCUCAUUUUAUCUUUCAAGGUAAAGAAAAGCAUGAACAAUUUGUUUCUGCUUUGAAGUUGUAAUUGUAAUAAGGACAUACUUCCUUUUUACAGUGUACUAUCUUGUCUUUAGAUAUCAAAAGGUGAAUAGAAAGGCAUAGAAAAAUCUGCAAGUUGAUAACUCUAUUGGUGCUGAUGAUCUACUGUUAUUGUCUUUUGAACUAUGGUUAGUUCUGGGAUUGCAUAUCAAGAUAACUGUUCUGAAUUGAAUGGAUUGUGCAUAUCAAGAUAACUGUUCUGAACUGCAAAUUCCAAGGCUGUAUUGUUUCCAAGUCAGAAGUGUUACAACUUGACGGAAACACAAGGUGACAAAUAUUAUGGGAUUGAAAAUUAAUUUCCAUGUGGUAAUGUUAAAGAUGUAUUAUUUGGCACUGGCAUGAGCGUAGUUUUUUUCCUUCUUUUGAUUGUAUGCCAAGAGCUUGCUUACAUGAUCUUCAGUGAGGCCAGGUGAAAGUUUCAUGAACCAAUAAUUGGCAUUUGGAUGUGUAAAAACCCCUUGAAAGCAAAGAAAAAUGUAGGUCGGUUAAACUCCAUAGCAAUUUCCUCUUGUAAAAUGAAAAUAUAUUUUUGCUUUUA